Messenger RNA from Erigeron canadensis, 1265 nucleotides. RefSeq names its product E3 ubiquitin-protein ligase RDUF2-like. Gene Ontology annotation, biological process: protein ubiquitination. The record is from RefSeq and is a predicted model, not a curated record. The transcript has a single exon. Gene Ontology annotation, molecular function: ubiquitin protein ligase activity. Gene Ontology annotation, cellular component: cytoplasm. The coding region runs from base 37 to 1116 and encodes 359 amino acids. NCBI's taxonomy places the organism in Eukaryota, Viridiplantae, Streptophyta, Magnoliopsida, Asterales, Asteraceae.
AAAAGUGUGUGUGUAUAUAUAUACAUCUGUAUAUAUAUGUCCAUGGCUGGAUCAUCACCAUCAUCAUAUUGGUGUUACAGAUGUAGCCGGUUCAUCACAGUUCCAUCUCGCCACCUACACUCAUCUUUCUCUUGCCCGGGUUGUAACGCCGGGUUCAUAGAAGAAACAGAUAACCCGACCCGAACCGCAACCGAAACAACACUCUCGGACUCUCCCGAGCAACCAAACAAUAGCCCACCGGCGCUCCGCCGUGAUAGAGCCACCGCCGGUGACCGGUCUGCGUUCAACCCCGUCAUCAUCCUCCGCGGACCCACGGUUGACUCGGUCAACGGUGGUGGUGGGGGUGGUAAUGGGUUUGAAAUGUAUUAUGAUGAUGGAUCCGGGUCGGGUUUGAGACCAUUACCGGUUAGUAUGUCGGAUAUUUUAUUGGGUUCGGGUUUUGAUAGGUUAUUAGAACAAUUGACUCAAAUAGAAGUCAACGGGUUAGGAAGAGUUGACCAAAACCCAGCCGCUUCAAAAAGCGCGGUUGAAUCACUUCCGUGUAUCGAAAUUGAUAAUACACAUAUAGAUAUAGAUAUACAUUGUGCUGUAUGUAAAGAAGCAUUUGAAUUAGGGACUUUAGCUAAGGAAAUGCCUUGUAAACAUUUAUACCAUUCCGAAUGUAUUAUACCGUGGUUAAACUUGCGUAAUUCGUGUCCGGUUUGCCGACACGAAUUGCCGACCGAAAGCCGAGACUUGGGAAAUGGUAAUGAGGAAGUUGUGGGGUUAACAAUAUGGCGGUUGCCAGGUGGCGGUUUCGCGGUGGGGAGGAGGGGGAGAGAGAGGGACAUUCCCGUUGUUUUUACGGAAAUGGAUGGUGGACUUAAUGUUAAUCGAAAUCCGGUUAGGGGUCCGAGAAGGAAUAGUAGGGGUUCAGGUACUGGAUUAAGGCGGAUUUUUGGUGGUGUGUUUACUUGUCUUGGUGGUGGAAGGAGGGGAAUAUCGUCGAGCUCGAGUUCAAGUUCGGAUGAGGGGGCGAGUAAUAGAAGUAGGUUUAUUCCGGCGAUAUUUAGUAGCUCGUCGCGACGGCGUAGGGCGUUGGCUUUUGAUGCAAAUAAUCGGCCACAAAUGUGGUGAAUCAACACGAAUUGUAUUGUUAUUUAUGUUGGAAUGUAAAUAACCAAAUAUAGAAACUUUUUUUUGGCUAGCUUAUGUUUAGAUUAUUAUUUCAAUGAUAUUUGUUUUGGCCUUGAUACUUCUUAGAUUUGAAGCGUUUUUUAUUGAUU